This is a messenger RNA of Pecten maximus, 2098 nucleotides long. Its product is annotated as histidine--tRNA ligase, cytoplasmic-like. NCBI's taxonomy places the organism in Eukaryota, Metazoa, Mollusca, Bivalvia, Pectinida, Pectinidae. Bases 35 to 1519 code for a protein of 494 amino acids. The transcript is spliced from 13 exons. Gene Ontology annotation, cellular component: mitochondrion; cytoplasm. Gene Ontology annotation, molecular function: ATP binding; aminoacyl-tRNA ligase activity. Gene Ontology annotation, biological process: mitochondrial translation; tRNA aminoacylation for protein translation. The record is from RefSeq and is a predicted model, not a curated record.
UGUAAAUCAACCACGUUAAUGCCGGCAUUGCAUCAUGGCCGAGUCUGGAGCAGAUGUGAAGCCUAAACUUCAAGACGAAAUCCGCGCUCAAGGUGAAAUAGUUCGCAAACUGAAGGCAGAAAAUGGAGACGCUGAGAAGAUUAAAGAGGAGGUUGACAAACUAUUAGCUUUAAAAAAGUUAAAGGAAGAUGCUCCAUCAUCAAAGAAUUUUGUCCUCAAAUGUCCAAAGGGCACCAAGGAUUACACCCCCCUGCAGAUGGCCAUCCGGGAGAGUGUAUUCAAUACCAUAAUCACAUGCUUCAAACGCCACGGAGCAGAAACCAUUGAUACACCAGUGUUUGAGCUCAAAGAAACACUGACAGGGAAGUAUGGUGAAGACUCGAAGCUGAUUUAUGAUUUGAAAGAUCAGGGAGGAGAACUCUUGUCGCUUCGUUAUGAUUUAACUGUGCCAUUUGCACGUUACCUGGCCAUGAAUAAAGUGAUGAAUAUCAAGCGUUACCACAUAGCAAAGGUGUAUCGCCGUGACAACCCAGCCAUGACAAGAGGGCGGUUCCGCGAGUUUUACCAGUGUGACUUCGAUAUAGCUGGACAGUACGACCCAAUGAUACCUGAUGCUGAAUGUAUAAAGAUCGUCACAGAAAUAUUAUCAAAACUAGAACUAGGAGACUUUGUAAUAAAGGUCAACCAUAGAAAAUUGUUGGAUGGGAUGUUUGCAGCGUGUGGCGUACCAGAUGAUAAAUUUAGAACAAUUUGUUCCUCCGUAGAUAAACUUGACAAGACUUUCUGGGAAGAUGUACGAACAGAGAUGAUUGAAGAGAAGAAGUUAGACCCCGAAGCAGCAGACAAAAUUGGAAAAUAUGUCAAACUGCAAGGUAAAACUGUUAACUCCGCAUGUUACCACACGUAUACAACUAAUUUCGCGUCCUAUUAUACAGAGUUAUCUACGAGGGAGUCCUCAAAGGUGAGUCGCGUCCUAUUAUACAGAGUUAUCUACGAGGGAGUCCUCAAAGGUUUUACCCACGACCCAAGUAAAAAAAAGGGGGAGGAAACUGUAUCCGUUGGAAGUGUGGCAGGAGGAGGACGAUACGAUGGACUUGUUGGAAUGUUUGACCCCAAAGGUCGUAAAGUACCAUGUGUUGGCGUUAGUAUAGGCAUAGAGAGGGUAUUUGCCAUCAUGGAGGCCAGAGCCAUUGCCGCCAAGUCAAAGAUCAGAACCACAGAGACUGAGGUUUACGUUGUGUCUGCCCAGAAAGGUUUGCUGGAGGAACGCCUAAAACUCUGCCGAGAAUUGUGGGACGCCAAUAUCAAGACAGAGCAGGCGUACAAGGCCAACCCCAAGCCUUUAACACAGUUCCAGUACUGUGAGACAGCCGGAAUACCCCUGGCUGUUAUUAUAGGGCAGUCCGAGAUAGAGAACCAGUUUGUAAAGCUGAGAAACACCGUCACACGGGAGGAGAAAAAUGUACCAAGAGACCAAAUGAUAGCAGAAAUAAAGUCUGAGUUAGAGAAGAUGGCGUAGUGUGUAAUGGGAUCAACACUUUUAACUUAUUUAAGGAAAGAUGAUCUAGGAUUCUAUAGGAACAGUACAGGAUUCAAUGAUGCAGUUGUACAGUUGUAUCCUGGCUUGCACAGCAUCAACAUUCAUCUUUUGUUUAAUGAAGACAAUGUUUGGUACAAGUUACAGCCACAGAUGUUGAAUAUGGUACCACCACUGAUGUGAUAAGUGCUCUUCUAAAGUGGAUUAAAGGAGUUUGGAUAAUUAACUACAAACUACAAUAUGAUUAGAUUAAAUGUGUGACUUUACGUGAUGUAGAUACAUACAGUGGACCCGCGAUAAUCCGGACGCCGAUAGUCCGGAAAACUCACAGUCCAGACGGAAAUGCACGGGAACGGAUUUCCGUAACGUUAUUUGUACUCACCAGUCCGGAAAUUCGGAUUCCGAUUCCGGAAGCCCAUUUUGGGAACGGAACAUACUUUUCAUUAGUAAAUUUCCCUCAAUAAUCCGGACGAUUUUUUCACCACGAGGAGAAAAAAAUGUCGGGGCAAGUCACCCGUGUCGACAGCUGUACAGACUAUCGCUUGACACUGUGCGUAGUCA